This is a messenger RNA of Ilex paraguariensis (yerba mate), 951 nucleotides long. Lineage: Eukaryota; Viridiplantae; Streptophyta; Magnoliopsida; Aquifoliales; Aquifoliaceae. The record is from the annotation of a GenBank genome assembly.
AUGGCAGAGAAAAGCAGGAUUUUAAUCAUCGGAGGGACUGGUUAUAUCGGAAAAUUCAUCGUGGAGGCGAGCGCAAAAGCCGGGCACCCAACUUUUGUACUAGUUAGAGAGAGCACAGUAUCAAAUCCUGACAAGUCAAAAAUCCUAGAGAGCUUCAAGACCUCUGGUGCUAAAUUGAUCUAUGGGGAGAUCUAUAAUCAUGAGAGUUUGGUUGGUGCAAUCAAACAAGUUGAUGUAGUGAUCUCCGCAGUAGGAACGUCACAGUCCUCCGAUCAAGAUAAAAUCAUAGCCGCCAUUAAAGAGGCCGGAAAUUUUCUAACAGUAAAAUAUGGUGAGUUUCAGAGAUUCCUACCUUCAGAAUUUGGGGGAGAUGUGGACCGUAUCCAUGCAGUUGAGCCAGCCGCAAGCGUGUUUCGGGUCAAGGCCCAGAUCCGGGGGAGUAUUGAGGCCCAAGGGAUUCCUUAUACUUAUGUGGUAUCCAAUGGCUUUGCUGGCUACUGUCUUCCUACAAUGGGACAAUUACAUUUGAAUGCAACCAGUCCUCCUACAGAUAAAGUAGUCAUUAUUGGAGAUGGAAAUCCCAAAGCAAUUUUUGUCAAGGAAGAAGACAUAGCCACAUACACCAUCAAAGCUGUAGACGACCCAAGAACCAUGAAUAAGAUCCUUUACAUGAUACCCCCUGCAAACACAUUGUCCUUCAAUGAGAUGGUUUCCCUUUGGGAGAACAAGAUUGGCAAGACCCUUGAGAAGACAUACAUCCUAGAGAAUCAACUACUCAAGAACAUCCAAGAGGCUCCAGCGAACUUCCUUUUGUCAAUCUUCCAUUUUAUUUUCGUAAAAGGAGAUGCUACAACCUUUGAGAUUGAAGCUUCUUUUGGUGUAGAGGCUACUGAGCUCUAUCCAGAUGUGAAAUACACCACUGCGGAUGAAUACCUCAAUCAGUUCAUCUAA